Messenger RNA from Cricetulus griseus (Chinese hamster), 3864 nucleotides. The record is from RefSeq and is a predicted model, not a curated record. NCBI's taxonomy places the organism in Eukaryota, Metazoa, Chordata, Mammalia, Rodentia, Cricetidae.
CAAGGAGUACUCGCAGAAUCCUUGAACAGCAGCAAGCUCCACGUGAUAUACAUAUUCGGCAGAUGAUUUACGGGUUAGAGACAUGCUGUGACCUUUCUUUCCCAACUGCAAACAGAUUAAACAGAGCUGAUUAACUGAGACUAAAAACACUGGGUUAUUUUCUCUUUUGAGGGUCUUUGACAAAUCCUCCCCCCAACCCUCCCACUUCAUUCACUUGCAAAUCGUCCUGCCCAAAGGGGUCUGCACAGCCCAUCCUAAACCUGGAGCCCUGCAGCGCCAUCAGCUGCAAUAUCUUCUUAUAUGAGCAACGUUUCUUAUUAAUCAGAAACGCGGAAUGGAAGCCAAUCAGAGAGUUCCUUUGCUUUCAGAUUCCUGCCUGUCUGAGUUAAAAGUGGUGCUGAAAGAGAGGCACAGUGAGAUGCAUGAAGAUUCCGCUGGGAAGACACUAUGAAAAGGGAAGAGAAGGAAUGAGGCAGAAGCAACAGCAGAAUCGAAUCGCCUGCUGAGCGAGGCUAACUCAGUUCCAUUGCUUAACAAGAUUUAUACAUUGAAAUUUUCUUACUUCUGAAGUUGAAGAUAAUGAGGAUGUACCAUUGUCUCCCACUUGUCAUCUGGACUUGCAUGCUGCAUACCGUUGACAACAGCCCAUUACAAGCAAAAGAUAACAGUCACUUACUGAAAACCAUAGUGAAUCUGACAAAAGAUGAUGGGAAAAUGCUCCAUCGCACCAAGCGUGGCUGGAUGUGGAAUCAGUUCUUCUUGUUAGAAGAGUACACAGGUACAGACACUCAGUAUGUAGGAAAGCUCCACACUGACCAAGAUAAAGGAGAUGGAAAUUUAAAAUACAUCUUGACAGGAGAUGGUGCUGGCAAUCUGUUCGUUAUAGAUGAAAAUACAGGAGACAUUCAUGCUGCAAAGAAAUUAGACAGAGAAGAAAAAUCCCUGUACAUUCUCCGUGCCAAGGCUAUCGACAGAAAGACUGGGCGGCAAGUAGAGCCAGAAUCUGAAUUCAUCAUUAAAAUUCAUGAUAUCAAUGACAAUGAGCCAAAAUUCACAAAAGACUUGUACACAGCCAGUGUUCCUGAAAUGUCUGGAGUUGGUACCUCUGUCAUACAAGUGACUGCCACUGAUGCAGACGAUGCCAACUAUGGGAACAGUGCCAAAGUGGUCUACAGCAUACUGCAAGGGCAGCCAUAUUUUUCAGUGGACCCAGAGUCAGGCAUAAUAAAAACUGCAUUACCAGACAUGAGCAGAGAAAACAGAGAGCAGUAUCAGGUGGUUAUUCAGGCGAAGGACAUGGGCGGCCAAAUGGGAGGCCUUUCUGGAACAACCACAGUGAACAUCACCCUCACUGACGUCAACAACAACCCUCCUCGGUUUCCACAGAGUACUUACCAAUUUAAUUCUCUUGAGUCUGCACCCCUUGGAACUCAUCUUGGAAGGAUAAAAGCCAAUGACCCUGACACCGGGGAGAAUGCUGAGCUGGAAUACAGCAUUUCAGAAGGAGAAGGAUCGGACAUGUUUGAAGUGAUUACCGACAAAGACACACAGGAAGGGAUCAUAACUGUCAAACAGAAUUUAGAUUUUGAAAAGAAAAUGUUAUACACUUUAAGAGUGGAUGCAAGCAAUACACAUCCAGAUCCUCGAUUCUUACAUCUUGGGCCUUUCAAAGACACAGCCAUGGUUAAGAUAUCUGUGGAAGAUGUAGAUGAGCCCCCUGUGUUCAGCAAGCGCUCUUACUUGAUGGAGGUGGAUGAAGAUGUGAAGGAGGGAAGCAUCAUUGGACAAGUCACUGCAUAUGACCCAGAUGUUAUGAACAACAUAAUAAAAUACUCUGUUGACCGGCAUACUGAUAUGGACCGGGUUUUCAGUAUUCACUCAGAAAAUGGCUCUAUCUUCACUCUGAAGCCCCUGGACAGGGAAUCAUCCCCUUGGCACAACAUCACAAUUACAGCCACAGAGAUAAUUUUUGUUUCAGAUAACCCAAAACAAAGUAGCCAAAUUCCUGUCUUCAUCAGAAUUCUUGAUAUAAAUGAUCACGCUCCGGAAUUUGCCAUGUACUAUGAAACAUUUGUUUGUGAAAAUGCAAAAUCUGGGCAGCUAAUUCAAACAAUUAGUGUCAUGGACAAAGAUGACCCUCCCAGAGGACACAAGUUCUUCUUUGAGCCAGUGCCAGAAUUUCCUCUCAACCCAAAUUUCACCAUUGUAGACAAUAAAGAUAAUACAGCAGGAAUCAUAACUCGAAAAGAUGGGUACAGCCGCACCAAAAUGAACACCUACCUACUGCCAGUUUUAAUCUUUGACAAUGAUUACCCUAUUCAAAGCAGCACUGGCACGCUCACGAUCCGUGUGUGUGCAUGUGAUAACCAAGGGAACAUGCAGUCCUGCAAUGCAGAGGCCCUGAUGCUUGCUGCAGGCCUGAGCACAGGAGCUCUCAUCGCAAUUUUACUUUGUGUCAUCAUCCUGCUCAGUAAGCUAUGUAUCUCUCAAUCAUCCCCUCCCGAAGGUCUUCUCCAUUGCCAGGCAUUGUCUCUAAUCGUGUUGUUUGCUGCAUUGAAGAGGCAACGAAAAAAGGAGCCUCUAAUCAUUUCAAAGGAUGAUGUCCGGGACAAUAUUGUGACCUAUAAUGAUGAAGGUGGUGGAGAGGAAGACACCCAGGCUUUUGACAUUGGCACUUUAAGAAACCCGGAAGCAAGAGAAGACAGUAAACUUAGAAGAGAUGUCAUGCCUGAUACUAUUUUUCAGAUAAGAAGGACUGUACCCCUUUGGGAAAAUAUUGAUGUACAAGAUUUUAUCCACCGGAGAUUAAAAGAAAAUGACUCAGAUCCAAGUGCACCUCCCUACGACUCCCUGGCCACUUAUGCCUAUGAAGGGAAUGAUUCCGUAGCCAAUUCGCUCAGCUCCUUAGAGUCUCUCACAGCUGAUUGUAACCAAGAUUAUGAUUACCUUAGCGACUGGGGGCCUCGGUUCAAAAAACUCGCAGAUAUGUAUGGAGGUGAUGACAGUGACAGGGAAUGAGUCCUGUAUGACUUGAUCAACGUUAGUGGAAAUACUCUUUGAUACCAGAUUGAGUGGCCUGUACUAUCCUUUUUCUGGAGGAAGUUUUUAAAAAUCAACUCCAAACAAUACAUAAGUGUUGUCUUAGUAAGGAUUUGCUUAAUCAGUAAGUUUCCGUGAAUGAGUAUGAAUGACAUAGAUUUUAAAACAGUAAUAACAACCUUUCACCCUCUUUGCCUAAUGAGCUUGGAAAAAUAUAUCACAUCAAUAGUCAAUAAAAAUUCUUGAAAGGCUUUUUGUGCCUUGUCUUAGUUUAGGAAAUUUAUAAAUGCUUUCUUAACUGAUUGUCAGUCACAUAUAUUAUGAAAUUAAACAUUGUGCAACUGCUUUGUAAAUUAAUAUGAAAGAAAAUGUACCUAAUUAAAUUAGGAGUGACUAUUACUGCCAUAUUUAUUUAGUUGAAAGAUGUCUUUGUGUUAAUUCACUCAUAUUUUUAUAAGUGUAUAUUUAUAUUUUUGUAUUUUUAUGAAAUAAACUAAUAUUUAUAAAAAUCAAUUUCAUUUCACUUAAUUCCUUGGAGCAGUUCAUCUCAAAACAGAAGUGUUUUAUCUCUCUGAGUGUAAAACACGAUUUACUCAGGGAAAAGCAGUUUAGAAGUCAGUGCAGAAGACACCCAUGUAAACUGAGAUAGCUCCAGGGAUGAACUGUGCUAUGAAAUGUUCUUCCUCUGUUUUGAUUGUUUAAGUGUGGACAAAUGUUUAUUGAACUACUAAUGUCUACUCAUAGACUAUGGAUAUCGAUUUGGGAUAUACAUUAUUAUUAUACAUAUAUAUAUAUGGUUGUGGACAAUAAACUACGUUUUUGCAA